Ramularia collo-cygni is the source of this 855-nucleotide messenger RNA. RefSeq names its product related to enoyl-CoA hydratase. Gene Ontology annotation, biological process: fatty acid beta-oxidation. Gene Ontology annotation, cellular component: mitochondrion. Lineage: Eukaryota; Fungi; Ascomycota; Dothideomycetes; Mycosphaerellales; Mycosphaerellaceae. The transcript has 2 exons. The record is from RefSeq and is a predicted model, not a curated record. Gene Ontology annotation, molecular function: enoyl-CoA hydratase activity. Bases 1 to 855 code for a protein of 284 amino acids.
AUGGCAUCCACACCAAAGCUGACCACCCAGCCCCCGCCGACUCCAACAUACGUCCUCUCCUACCCAGCGCCAUAUGUCUUACUCAUCACGAUCAACCGACCCAAGGCUAUGAAUUCCUUGCCAUACGCAUCACAGUGGGAAGCCGACGCACUCCUGCAAUGGUUCGAUGGCGAGCAGGAACUCCGCGUGGCGGUAAUCACUGGGAAUGGCAAGGCCUUUUGCGCGGGACAGGAUCUUAUCGAACAAAAGGACAUUGCGAAUGCUCGAGAGAAGGGCGAGGUUUUGGAUCGUAGACAAUUAGUACACCCUCCUUCGGGAUUCAUGGGAGUCUCGCGUCGUGUUGGAAAAAAGCCUGUGAUUGCUGCUGUAAAUGGCUGGGCUAUGGGCGGCGGAUUUGAGAUCUGCCUUGGUUGUGACAUGAUUGUUGCGUCUCCCAACGCAACAUUCGGUCUGCCCGAAGCCAUGCGUGGUUUGUACGCCGGAGCAGGCGGCCUCUCCAGACUCGUUCGUCUGGCAGGUAUGACCGUCGCAAGUGAGAUUGCCAUGGCCGGACGAUUUCUGUCAGCUCAGGAAGCUGUGCAGUACAAUAUUGCGAACCGWGUGUCCAAGACACAUGAGUCGGUGGUGCAAGAGGCAGUUGACCUUGCCGCCAAGGWGGCAAGCCUGAGUCCCGAUGCCAUUAUUGUAACCAGGYAUGGACUUCGAGAAAGCUGGGAGCAGGGCAGCGUUGAGCGAGCGAGUCAGGCGACUGAUUCCAGGUAUGGAGCUGGCCUGCGAGAUGGCCAGAAUAUUGCCAUUGGUUUGAGGGCUUUUGCGGAGAAGAAGGCUCCGAAAUGGGUUCCUAGCAAGCUGUAG